Messenger RNA from Erpetoichthys calabaricus (reedfish), 1306 nucleotides. Its product is annotated as alpha-(1,3)-fucosyltransferase 7-like. Gene Ontology annotation, cellular component: membrane. Gene Ontology annotation, molecular function: alpha-(1->3)-fucosyltransferase activity. NCBI's taxonomy places the organism in Eukaryota, Metazoa, Chordata, Cladistia, Polypteriformes, Polypteridae. Bases 192 to 1262 code for a protein of 356 amino acids. The record is from RefSeq and is a predicted model, not a curated record. The transcript has 2 exons.
ACUUCCUCUACAAAAAAGACUCAACUUUUAUAGUCUGCAACUCACCAGUCAGCAAAGCAGCACAGAGUGGCACAGUGUAAAGGUUGCAUCAUAAAAGCUUCUUCAAUGGACUGCACAGGCCCCUCUGCUCUGCAAACUGCUUCUCAUUAGGAUUCCUGUAGAAAAGAUCCACCUACUGUUCCCUCACCUCCAUGCAAACUGUAUGCUCCAUUGCCUUUAUCUGCUCCAUUCUUAAAAGAUCCUUGCAGGCAGUAAGUCAAGGCAAGAGCAUGGUGAUUUUUUGGCUUGUUUUUUUCACUUUUUGCUUGACACAGUUCCUGAUUAGCAGGGAUAAAGGCAACAUCCUUCCUCCACGCACCAUUAAAAUUCUUAUCUGGAAAUGGCCAUAUGCAAGAAGGACCAAUCUAACGGGGAAUGUAUGUGCUGAUCUCUAUGAUAUCCAUGGCUGCCACCUGACAGAUAACCAGUCUGCUUUUAACCAGGCUGAUGUUGUGGUCUUCCAUCAUAGUGACAUCUAUCCUUCUGUAGCUACAUUACCUACAGAGAAGUGGCGACCCCACCUACAGAAAUGGGUGUGGUUGUCUCUGGAGUCUCCAACCAACAACAGAAAGAUCAACCAGCUAAAUGGAAUCUUUAAUUGGACAAUGAGCUACAGACGGGAUUCAGAUAUUUUCAUACCCUAUGGAGAGCUUGUACCGAAUAUUGGCCAACCUUUCUCCAUUCCCAAAAAGAUCUCUCACUUGGCCGCAUGGGUGGUCAGCAAUUACAGGGAAAGUCACAAGAGGACUGGUGUUUUCCAUAGUCUACAAAAAUCCAUGGCAAUUGAUAUGUAUGGCAGGGCUAAUGGAAAGCCCCUGAGCAAGGACAGCCUCCUACAAACCAUUUCCAAAUAUCCCUUCUAUCUAGCAUUUGAGAAUUCCAUACAUCAGGAUUACAUAACAGAAAAGCUGUGGAGGAAUUCUUUCAUGGCAGGCUCAGUGCCCGUAGUCUUAGGACCACCACGAACCAACUAUGAAGUGUUUGUGCCCGCAGGGUCAUUCAUUCAUGUACAGGACUUCCCAAGCACCAAAGAGCUGGCAGAAUACCUCAGGGCAGUGGCCAACAAUGAGACUCAUUAUAGGCAAUACUUUGAAUGGAAAAAACAAUUCACAGUCAAGGUGUACAAAGACUGGAGGGAGCGGUUCUGCCAAAUCUGCAAAAAGUAUAAAACCCUGCCCCAAAGAAAAAUCUAUCACAACCUUGAAGAGUGGAUAAAUAGCUAAUGGUGCUUUGUAAAGUUACGAUGAACAUUUUUCAAAAACCUUCC